Molecule: messenger RNA, 1569 nt
Organism: Plasmopara halstedii
Lineage: Eukaryota; Oomycota; Peronosporomycetes; Peronosporales; Peronosporaceae
Product: mitogen-activated protein kinase kinase kinase 11
Exons: 2
Coding region: 1-1569 (522 amino acids)
Source: RefSeq, a predicted model, not a curated record
AUGAAAGUCGUUCGUUUUCUCCAGCAAGAGCUUGUUAAUGUUGCACAAGAAGAUGACGCUGUACAAAACGUGAGUGACAAGAAACAAAGAGCAACACUACACAAGUCGAAAACAAUGCGUUGGAGUGAGUAUAUGCCUGAUUCAGAUACUGUAUACAAUACAAAGAAUGUUGCCGAUAUGCACUAUUUGUUCACAAACGAUAAGCUACAGAAAGAGUCACCCGCGAUUGUUUUUCAAUGCGAUCCAUUUUGUAUUCCAAGAGUAACAGACAAUGUAUCGGAUUAUCGACCAACACUUAAUCCUUUGAGUAUUUUCUUGCGAGAGGAUCCAUUGGUACCGCGUAAUUUACGAUUAGAUCCAACAGAGACACUACCAAGUGGUGAAGACACUGUCGUAUCAACGAAUAAAGCGGUAAAAGAAGUUUUAUUACCUUCAUCCGAAAGCUUGUCGUCAUCUACAAGUUCUGAAAGACAAUAUAAAGGCAAGGCAAGUGCAUUUAUGGGCACAAUGCCGCGUCAAGUGGAUUAUACAAAGAAUCUGGUGGCUGAAAAACGGUGUCAGAAUCAUGAAAUAUAUAGAAUCUUGCCAUCUUUAUCUUGGGUCUCAUCUUACAGCAGGCAAGUUACGAAUAACUCGGAAGAAGAUCAAAAUUUGACAGUGAGUUUAGACGGAACGAAUCCUUGCAUGUCUAGUAUCUCUGUCUUACUUUCUGACGUAAUGUUGUUGUCGAUCCAGCAUAUGUUUGAUACUAUGAAUGGUAGUCUUGCAGUGGCAGAUAGCACUAUAUCUUUGAUAGAUAGUGAUCUUGACAUUGUGCCUUCUAUAUUACCCAGCAAAUCAGUCAAUUCAAGAUGCGAAAUUGAGCCACUUCAGCCGUUGGAUUCUACUGCUGAUGCAUUGACUGACAACCUAGCAAUUCGCAAUGUGAAUGUUUGCUCCUUGAAAGAGAAACAAUGGCAUUUUCAAAUAGAAAGUUUCGAUCCUGUUGGAGAAAUGAAUGGAUAUGCUAUAGACUCUUCCAUUCCAUCAAAUGUUUAUGACUCCAAUACAACAGUUGAAAACAAAGCUAGAGACUUGUAUACUGAUCAAAUCAUUUCCAGAGCUGACUCAGCAAGUGAGAAACAGGAUAUUUCGACAUUCCUGUCGGUGGUUGGAGCUACUUCCCUCUCAACAUCAAAAGGCAGUACCUUUGAAAUGCACUCUGGUCUCAUUACUUGUCAAAGGAAUAUGACACGAGCUGGUUUGAAUGGAAGAAUAAAAAAAGCUCGUCACAAGAAUGUCCUUCGAAUCUGCUCAAUCACAGGCUGUUCAAAAGGUGCUCGUGGAAAGUCGGGAUUAUGUCAAAAGCAUGGAGGUGGCAAACGUUGUGCCACACCCAAUUGUCCGAAAGGAGCACAAGGUAGCAGUACGAUGUGCCUCUUUCAUGGAGGAGGUUAUCGCUGCACAAUUGAAGGGUGUACGACAGGGGCUCGUGGUACUUCUGGUCUCUGUGCUAGACAUGGAGGUCAUAAGAAGAGAAUGACUGGUAUCACAAUAUCGAUCGAUGUCAAACGAGUGAUCAAGUUAUGA